This is a messenger RNA of Athalia rosae (coleseed sawfly), 1820 nucleotides long. RefSeq names its product UBX domain-containing protein 7. Gene Ontology annotation, cellular component: nucleus. Gene Ontology annotation, molecular function: ubiquitin binding. The record is from RefSeq and is a predicted model, not a curated record. Gene Ontology annotation, biological process: proteasome-mediated ubiquitin-dependent protein catabolic process. The coding region runs from base 143 to 1504 and encodes 453 amino acids. The transcript is spliced from 9 exons. NCBI's taxonomy places the organism in Eukaryota, Metazoa, Arthropoda, Insecta, Hymenoptera, Athaliidae.
UCCAAAAUCAGUAUUCGGAAAAGAGACGUUACCGGUGUCCGCGGGUUGUUCUCUAUUGAGAAAAACUAUCAAGUUAAGACACUUGAAAGGUCGAAAAUAAAUAAAUAAACGACCAAAUUAAUUGAACAAUAAAUGUAGCAAGAUGGAUCGUGAACUUAUUGAAAAAUUCAUCGAGGUCACAGGGUCUAGUGAAGCUGUAGCUCGGCAAUAUCUCUUGGUGGCUGAUGGGAAUGUCGAAACUGCGAUAAGCUUGAUGUUUGAAGGUGGUGGUGCAGGAGUUGGUGCAGAAGUUGAUGGCGAAGCUGAGCUGCCUGAAACAGAAGUCAGAGCUCCGAUUCUUCCAACUCAGGAAGUUCUGGUACCGACACAGCCUGUCUGUGCCUUCCCCAGAGCCUCGAACAAUGUGUUUGAUAGAUUUAGGGACUUUGCGGUAGAAACACAGCGCCAAGAGGAAGAAAUGGCUCGCAGAGUAGCAGGGGUAAAAAAGUUGUCACCUAGAAAGUCCAAGCGUCUUGAAGAUCUUUUUAGACCACCUUAUGAUAUCAUGUUUCUUGGAACAUUCAUUGAAGCGAGAGAACAUGCCAAAAUAAUGAAUCGUUGGCUUCUGGUAAAUGUUCAAAACCCACUAGAAUUCUCCUGCCAAAUUCUUAACAGAGAUUUGUGGCCUAACGAACAAAUUAGAGAAAUGGUCCGAGACCAUUUUGUUCUUUGGCAGGUAAUUUCUAACACAUCAGAUGGUCAGCGAUUCAUUGACUUCUACAAUGUCACAGAAUAUCCUUAUCUGGCUAUUUUGGAUCCUAGAACAGGCGAAUGUGUUAGAACUUAUGACCGAAUUACAGUCGAAAGUUUAAUAGCUGGGCUCAGCGAUAUGCUUAGCACUCAUAUCUCACCAGAAACUGCACCUCAGGUUCCUUCCACUGCCACAGAUGAUUGGCUAGCCUGCUCUGCGGGGUCAGUUGUACGAUAUUGUGAUAUGCCUUCUGAAUCCUCAACUAGCAACACCAAUGCUAGUUGCAAAAAACUUAGAUGUACGCAGAACACAACCGUUGAAUCAGCAAGUAACGAACGAGUUGACGCGGGGCCCAGUGCCAGCAGCACAGUAGCGUUACCUCGAAGCAGUGGAGUAAGCAUUCUUGGAAAAAGAUCGAGAACAGAGGAAUUAUCCAAGACAAAAAAGCACGAGAUUCUGCAUUCGCUUCUGCAGAAAAAUAAUGGGGAGCCAAGCGUUUCUGAGCCAAACUCUACUGUAGUACAUUCACCGGAUGAACCGUCCUUACGUUUGUGCCUGCGCUUGCCAAAUGGAGGUAAAGAAGCAAUCACGAUGGGAGCCAGCGACACGAUAAAAAAUUUUCUCAGUCGAAUGGAAACCAUGGGCUAUCCCCCCUCGGAGCACACGUACCUGGUACCAUUUCCAAAAACAAAUAUCGGUGCAUUGUCGCAACAGAUGCGGCUAUCAGACACAAUUUUGUUUCCAUCGAACACCGUUUUUAUCACUAGAAUAUAAUUGAAAAAAAAGGACAUUAUUAUAUUCAGCUCAUUCCUAUUUAUUAGUGAUGCGUUUCAACUCCUAGAGAGUUUCUUUCCAGUGUUCGCCUCAGUUAAGUCCCACUUUUCUGCACGUUUUUUGUUUGACUAACAUGGAUUUUUUCCUCUAUCAUACCUCUAUCGACAUGAGGGCAGUUUCCUUGAUGUCUUUAGAACUCGGCUAACUUAUGUGUCGACUGUUUUUGAUAAAAUCCACAUUGUAAAUAAGCAUAAUGAUCAAGCUGGCUCUGAAUAAAUUUAGCUUGUUGGAUUUUCAACUGGCAAAAAGACACGAA